AUGUCCGAUGAAGUUGCUGGACAUGAACGAAAAGGAGAAAAAAAAUUGAUAGAUCUAUUAGCUUCAAUUCGUGACGCAGACUCUGCACGAGAACGAUCCUUGCUCGUUAAAGAAAUAGCUAAUGAAAUUGCCAAAAACCUUGUCCUGACUGCUGUUAUAACAGUUUUAAUUCUCGUUUCUAUUUUCGAAAUUUUCAUUGGAUUGGUGAAUAUGAACGAUUGCCCAGUGAAUAAGAAAAUCCCUAUAUGGCUAGUAGUUUCUGGGGGCACUAGCUGCUUGCGGUAUAUUGUCGCAACAAUUCUUUCAGUGAAGAUCAACAAGAUGGGUACGCUAUAUGCCUUUAGAGCAACAUGGGAGGCUGCGUUCAGUGUGUUUUGGUUAGUUUGGUUGAUUCUUGGUAGUUACUGGACAUACAGCGUUUAUAACAAAACAAAACAGAAGAAGUCGGGCUCGUCGCAUCGAAUCCGCUAUGAGGCACUAAAUCCAGGAGCGCAGACGCUCACGCUAUGUUUGCCAGCGAGCGACGGCAAGAGUGCAGGUAUAGUCGGGUCGGAACGACAUGAAGCGCGGAGAGUUGCGCAAGCGGCUGCGCUCGAAGCGAUGCUGCUCUUACUGGCAGUAUUUCUACUACCAGUACUAGUAGUAUGCCGUUCUGAGCCCGAACUACUAGUUGUUACCGUAGCCACUGAGGAUACGGAUGGGUUACGACGACUUCUAAAAUCAGCCGAGGUAUUCAACUUUAAGGUGCAAGUACUAGGCAUGGGUCAGGAAUGGAAAGGAGGAGAUACAAGAGUCACUCAGGGUGGUGGACAGAAGAUUCGGAUUUUACGUGAAGAGUUGAAAGCAUACAAGGAUCGAGACGAUUUGAUUAUUUUGUUUGUUGAUGCGUACGAUGUAGUAUUCACCGCUGGCCCAUUGACAAUUCUGGAGCGGUUCGACACGCAUUUCGACGAUAAGCGAGUACUGUUUGGUGCGGAACCAUUUUGUUGGCCAGAUGAGUCACUCGCUCCGGAAUAUCCGGUGGUGGAAUUUGGAAAAAGAUACCUUAAUUCGGGACUUUUCCUCGGUUAUGCGAAAGAGUUUUACAAGAUGAUCAGUCUCAAGGAAGUAGCGGAUGACGAUGAUGACCAAUUGUAUUACACAAUGAUCUAUUUGGAUCCGGAAUUGAGAAAAGAGCUAAAAAUUGGUCUCGACACGAUGUCUCGUAUAUUCCAAAAUCUUAAUGGAGUAACUGAUGACGUUGAAUUACAUAGCGGAUGUUCAUUUUGCGGAAAGAAACCGAAUGUUGAUUUUACGACCAAAGACCCGGCGGACUUUCCUUUGGUGGCAGUGUCAAUAUUCAUCUCUAAGCCAAUUCCAUUUAUUGAAGAGAUGCUCGAGGCAGUAGCUCGUUUGGACUACCCAAAGAAAAAAAUGCUGCUCUACAUCUACAGUUCGCAGCGUUUCUCAAUCAAAACCGUGAUGGAUUUCUUGUCCAAGUACGGCUCUCAGUAUUACUCUAAGAAGGUUAUCAAUGGCGUCUCUGAAAUUGGCGAGCGUGAAGCAAGACAGGAAGCCUUAACUUUUGCUUCGCGAUUUGACGCCGACUUUCUCUUCAACUUGGAUGGAGAUGCACUGCUCACCGAUAUGAAGACUCUUCAGCUCCUGGUAGAAGCUUCGGUCAAUCAUGAUCUAGGUAUCGUUGCUCCACUGCUUGGUCAACCAAAUAAGAUGUUUACUAACUUCUGGGGUGCAAUCGCUGCGAACGGCUACUACUUACGAAGUGAAGAUUAUCUUGCUAUUGUUCAACGAAAAAGGAUCGGAAUUUGGAAUGUACCGUUCAUUACAGCAGCUAUUCUCAUUAACAAGGAGAAAAUGAAAGAGAUGAAAACACCGUAUUUCUAUGACAAACGUAUUGACGCUGAUAUGUCAUUCUGCAAAUGGGCUAGAGAUCAUGGUCACUUUAUGUACGUUGACAACGAGCACUACUUCGGUUUCCUCAUUGUUAGUGAAGAUUUCGCCGAGGUUGUGCACGAAGGGAAGCUACACCCAGAACUGUGGGAAAUUUUCGAGAAUCGCGAGCUUUGGGAAGGCCGUUAUUUACAUCCCGAUUACAACAAGCAGCUUGAGGAAGGAUAUGAGGUUGAACAAGCUUGUCCGGAUGUGUACGAUUACCCAUUGGUAUCGGAGAGGUUCAGCAAAGAGUUGAUUGAAGAAAUGGAGCAUUUUGGAAAAUGGAGCGAUGGUUCCAAUAAGGACGAGCGCCUUGCCGGAGGAUACGAGAACGUACCCACCAGGGACAUUCACAUGAAUCAGGUCGGUUAUGAAAGGCAUUGGUUGUUCUUCUUAGAUGAAUACGUUAGACCAUUACAAGAAAAGGUCUUCACAGGAUACUAUCACAGACCGGUUGAGGCAAACAUGAUGUUUGUGGUUCGAUAUCGCCCAGAUGAACAACCGUCACUGCGUCCUCAUCACGACGCCAGCACUUUUAGCGUCGACAUUGCUUUGAAUAAAAGAGGAGUCGACUACGAAGGUGGAGGUGUACGUUAUACACGAUACAAUUGUACUGUACCAGCAGACCAAGUCGGCUAUGCUAUGAUGUUUCCUGGCAGACUCACCCAUCUUCAUGAAGGACUUCCAACUACGAAAGGAACAAGAUAUAUUCUAGUCUCAUUUGUUAAUCCUUAG
Molecule: messenger RNA, 2667 nt
Organism: Necator americanus (New World hookworm)
Lineage: Eukaryota; Metazoa; Nematoda; Chromadorea; Rhabditida; Ancylostomatidae
Exons: 25
Coding region: 1-2667 (888 amino acids)
Biological process (GO): peptidyl-lysine hydroxylation
Cellular component (GO): endoplasmic reticulum
Molecular function (GO): iron ion binding; L-ascorbic acid binding; procollagen-lysine 5-dioxygenase activity
Source: RefSeq, a predicted model, not a curated record